This is a messenger RNA of Pediculus humanus corporis (human body louse), 1869 nucleotides long. Its product is annotated as tyrosine-protein phosphatase non-receptor type, putative. The record is from RefSeq and is a predicted model, not a curated record. The coding region runs from base 1 to 1869 and encodes 622 amino acids. Gene Ontology annotation, molecular function: protein tyrosine phosphatase activity. The transcript has 12 exons. Lineage: Eukaryota; Metazoa; Arthropoda; Insecta; Psocodea; Pediculidae. Gene Ontology annotation, biological process: protein dephosphorylation.
AUGUCCCAGGUUUUGACAGAAGAACAAGAACAGGCUGCAAAACAUUUUAUUGAAGUUGUUAAUAAGUUAAAGAAACAUAGGUGUUCCAGCCCUUUGUCAUGGAGUUGUGCUAUUAAAUUUUUAGCUGCUAGGAAGUAUGAUGUACAAAGGGCUGUAACUCUUUAUGAACAACAUGAAUUGACAAGGCACAGAGAAGGUCUUGUUUAUUUUGAUACAAAUGCUGAACCUUUAAAAUCUGAAUUAAAUACUGGAAAAUUUACAAUUUUGCCCGGGAGAGAUGCUUCAGGCGCAGCGGUUGCAUUAUUUAGAGCUCACAUGCAUCAUCCUUCAUUAUCAUCUCAUCAGACAACAUUACAGGGUGUAGUAUAUCAACUCGACGUAGCUUUAGAUAGUCCAGAGACUCAAAAAAAUGGUCUAGUCUUUAUAUAUGAUAUGUCAGAUUCCAAAUAUUCAAACUUUGAUUACGAUUUUAGUCAAAAAAUUCUCCCGCUCUUAAAGGGCGGAUAUCCUGCCAAAUUAAAAAAAGUUUUAAUUGUCACUGCGCCGCUUUGGUUUAAAGCACCUUUUAAAAUUCUGAGGUUGUUUGUACGUGAAAAAUUAAGAGACAGAGUUUUUACUAUAAGCAUACCCCAGCUACCCAUACACAUUCCACGUGAAUCACUUCCAACGAUAUUAGGAGGCACAUUGGAAAUUGAUCACGAUGCCUGGUUGCGUCACUGUCGUUUAAGCACAUCCAGUAUAAACCGGCAAAACGAGUCUUUAGAUAAAACGACGACGAAUCUUUAUCAAGAAAUAAAUAAUUUAGAUAAAAAGAUUAUGCUUAUGAAAGAUUCUAAUGAAGAUUAUUCGGUGGAAAAAAAAAAUGAACCUUCUCCGGAAAAACAUCCAAGGCUUUCACACUAUUCUAAUUCUGGAGAAGAACACGACGAAGAAAUUUCCAAAACGUUAGAUGCAAUCAAUUGGAACCGAAGAGAAUCUAAUAGUGGUUGUAACUCUUCCACUCCUCCUCCACCAUCAUCCGCUAGCAGCGGUUUUUCUGACGAUGAUUCUCUACACUGUGACGUCAAUAGUCCCUCUUUUAGUAUUGAGCAAUUUGUAGAUCACGUCAGGCUAAAAGGUCGUAAAGGUUUAAUGGCAGAAUAUUCAGAAAUUCGGGAAAAACCUCCUGAUGGUUCUUUUAAUAUAGCCAGAAUGAAACAAAAUUUAGUUAAAAACAGAUACACCGAUGUGUUGUGCUACGACCAUUCAAGAGUGUUGUUAUCUCAACAAAGUAACGAUCCAAAUUCUGAUUACAUAAAUGCCAAUUACGUUGACGGGUACAAACAGAAAAACGCCUUCAUUUCUACCCAGGGGCCUUUACCCAAAACAGCUCCAGAUUUUUGGAGAAUGGUUUGGGAACAAAAUUGUUUGGUUAUAGUGAUGACCACAAAAGUUAUGGAAAGAGGGAAAACAAAAUGUUAUCAAUACUGGGAACCUCAAGAAGGAGGAACCGUUCACGGGAAUUUCACCGUUCGGACUUUAUCCAUUGAUUUAUUUACAGAUUUCACAGUUUACAGGCUGGAGUUGGUCAACCUCAAGAGCGAAGAAGUUCGAGAAAUUUAUCAUUUUCAAUUUACAUCAUGGCCGGAUUAUGGUACCCCACACAGCGCUUUGGCAAUGUUAGAUUUCUUAGAAAGAGUCAGAUUGCAACAGGCUAACAUGGUGGCUUUAUUAGGAGAUACUUGGGCUGGGCAUCCCAGAGGACCUCCGAUAGUUGUCCACUGUAGCGCCGGUAUUGGAAGGACGGGGACAUUUUGUACAAUAGAUAUAUGUAUAAGUCGAUUGCAAGAUGUUGGAACUGUUGAUUCGAUCUCACCGAACUGGAAAUAA